Messenger RNA from Trichechus manatus latirostris (Florida manatee), 1042 nucleotides. It is a transcript of the gene OTUB1, whose product is annotated as OTU deubiquitinase, ubiquitin aldehyde binding 1. Gene Ontology annotation, biological process: protein K48-linked deubiquitination; negative regulation of double-strand break repair. Lineage: Eukaryota; Metazoa; Chordata; Mammalia; Sirenia; Trichechidae. Gene Ontology annotation, cellular component: nucleus. The transcript is spliced from 7 exons. Gene Ontology annotation, molecular function: ubiquitin binding; cysteine-type deubiquitinase activity. The record is from RefSeq and is a predicted model, not a curated record. The coding region runs from base 91 to 906 and encodes 271 amino acids.
UGCCAAGGAGGGGCCACGAGGAGCGGCUCACUUCCGGGAGGAGGGCCACUGGUAACCCGGAAGCGGUUAUCUGUGCGGCGCUGUUUAAAGAUGGCGGCGGAGGAACCUCAGCAGCAGAAGCAGGAGCCGCUGGGCAGCGACUCCGAAGGUGUUAACUGUCUGGCCUAUGAUGAAGCCAUCAUGGCUCAACAGGACCGCAUUCAGCAAGAGAUUGCUGUGCAGAACCCUCUGGUCUCAGAGCGGCUGGAACUCUCGGUCCUGUACAAGGAGUAUGCUGAGGAUGACAACAUCUAUCAACAGAAGAUCAAGGACCUCCACAAAAAGUACUCGUACAUCCGGAAGACCAGGCCUGAUGGGAACUGCUUCUAUCGAGCUUUUGGAUUCUCCCACUUGGAGGCGCUGCUGGAUGACAGCAAGGAAUUGCAGCGGUUCAAGGCUGUGUCUGCCAAGAGCAAAGAGGACCUGGUGUCCCAGGGCUUCACUGAGUUCACAAUUGAGGAUUUCCACAACACGUUCAUGGACCUGAUCGAGCAGGUAGAAAAGCAGACCUCAGUCGCCGACCUGCUGGCCUCCUUCAACGACCAGAGCACCUCAGACUACCUGGUGGUCUACCUGCGGCUGCUCACCUCAGGCUAUCUGCAGCGCGAGAGCAAGUUCUUCGAGCACUUCAUCGAAGGGGGGCGGACUGUCAAGGAGUUCUGCCAGCAGGAGGUGGAGCCCAUGUGCAAGGAGAGCGACCACAUCCACAUCAUCGCGCUGGCCCAGGCCCUCAGCGUCUCCAUCCAGGUGGAGUACAUGGACCGCGGUGAGGGCGGCACCACCAACCCGCACGUCUUUCCCGAGGGCUCAGAGCCUAAGGUCUAUCUGCUCUACCGGCCUGGACACUACGACAUCCUCUACAAGUAGGGCCGCUGCCCUCCCUGCUGCCAGGCGCCAGACAUGUACAGAGGUUUUUUUUGUGGUUGUAAAUGGUCAUAUUUCACUCCCCCCUUUUUCUGUCACACCACCUUCCACGUUUUAUUAAAGGGGAUGCUGGUGGUGA